AUGACUACUCCGGCCACCACCACCAUCCUCCUCCUCCCCCUAGCCCUCUUCUCCGCCUCCCUCAGCCUCAUGAUGGCGGACAUGUCAAUCGUCGAAUAUGAUAACAAUCACCCCUCAAAAUCCAGAACCGACGAAGAAAUGAUGGUUAUUUACAAAAAGUGGAUGGUAGAGAAUGGAAAAGUGUACAACGGAAUAGAUGAAUUCGAAAAGCGUUUCAACAUUUUUAAGGAUAAUUUGGUCUUCAUAGAUGCUCACAACUCCGAGAACCGGACCUACAAGGUUGGAUUGAACGUGUUUGCCGAUCUGACCGAUGAAGAGUACCGAUCAUACUACCUCGGCCUGAAAUAUGAUGCCCGUCGCCAAUUUGUUCAGUCAAAGAUGGCCAGCCAAAGGUAUGCUGCCUCCUCAGCUGAAAAUCUCCCGGAAUUGGUUGACUGGAGGACGGAAGGCGCCGUUUCAUCAAUUAGGAAUCAGGGAAGAUGCGGAAGUUGUUGGGCUUUUUCGGCGAUUGCAGCGGUGGAAGGAAUCAACAAGAUAGCGACAGGAGAGCUGAUUGAUUUGUCUGAGCAAGAACUUAUCGACUGCGACCGAACUGUCAACGCUGGCUGCCAAGGCGGGCUCAUGGAUUACGCAUUCGAAUUCAUUACCAACAACGGUGGUAUAGACAGCGAGGAAGAUUAUCCUUUUCUAGAAGCCGAUGGCACGUGUGAUGACACUAAGAUGAAUUCAAAGGUGGUGAGCAUAGACGGUUUCGAAUACGUACAACCCAACAACGAAAAUGAUUUAAAGAGAGCAGUGGCACACCAGCCCAUCAGCGUUGGCAUUGAAGCCUAUGGCUGGGAAUUCAAACAUUAUGUCUCGGGUAUUUUCACGGGAAACUGCGGAACCUCCCUAGAUCAUGCAGUGGUGGUGGUGGGAUAUGGAAGUGAGAACGGAGUUGAUUAUUGGAUAGUGAGGAAUUCAUGGGGAUCGAAUUGGGGUGAAAAUGGAUAUCUUAGGAUCAAGCGGAACAAUGUUAUUGAUGGCAUGGGAAGAGGAAAAUGCGGCAUAGCAAUGAUGCCUUCUUAUCCCAUAAAAAUAGAAAAUGCAAACCGGAAAAACGAAAAUGCAAACGACAUAGCCGGAGUUGUUAGUAGUGCCUCAAUGUAGGAAUUAAAAACUAGUAUCAAAAUAUAUAUGAUUGCCUCUAAGUUAAAAUAAGGUGGUGUUGGUGGUCACCUAUUUUGUUAUGGUAAGUUAUUGUCUAUUUAAUGCAGGUCCGACCUACUGUAUAAUAAGUGAGGCAAUUGCCUUAAACUCAAAUAUUUUUGGG
Impatiens glandulifera is the source of this 1312-nucleotide messenger RNA. Its product is annotated as ervatamin-B-like. The transcript is spliced from 4 exons. The coding region runs from base 1 to 1149 and encodes 382 amino acids. Gene Ontology annotation, cellular component: lysosome. Gene Ontology annotation, molecular function: cysteine-type endopeptidase activity. The record is from RefSeq and is a predicted model, not a curated record. Lineage: Eukaryota; Viridiplantae; Streptophyta; Magnoliopsida; Ericales; Balsaminaceae.